AGAGUGGACUUAUUUCGAAGCUUUCUACUUUAUCUUCAUCUCCAUGACCACCAUCGGCUUCGGAGACUACGUGCCAGAGGCUCCAGAAAGGAAGCAUCCAGCCUUUAUGAUGAUGACCACAGUUUACCUCAUCUUCGGGCUGGCACUUACUGCUAUGUGCAUCAACAUCAUACAGGAGAAACACACCGAUACCUUCAGACAGGCGAGUGAGAAACUGAAGGAAUCUCUGAGUCACAUCAUGGCAGCCGCUUCCUUAGGCGAGGACGUAGGAGUUCAGGAAGGGAAAGAGGUGGAGGUAGCGCCGGUCCACACCUCUACAGGGAAGGAUAGUCUGAAGAGAGAUUCGAUCUCUAUGAAGAAGGAGACUUAAAUUUGAAAAAAAAAA
This is a messenger RNA of Penaeus monodon (black tiger shrimp), 385 nucleotides long. RefSeq names its product TWiK family of potassium channels protein 7-like. Gene Ontology annotation, cellular component: membrane. The record is from RefSeq and is a predicted model, not a curated record. NCBI's taxonomy places the organism in Eukaryota, Metazoa, Arthropoda, Malacostraca, Decapoda, Penaeidae. Bases 44 to 370 code for a protein of 108 amino acids. The transcript has 4 exons. Gene Ontology annotation, molecular function: potassium ion leak channel activity. Gene Ontology annotation, biological process: potassium ion transmembrane transport; stabilization of membrane potential.